Messenger RNA from Knipowitschia caucasica, 210 nucleotides. Lineage: Eukaryota; Metazoa; Chordata; Actinopteri; Gobiiformes; Gobiidae. The record is from the annotation of a GenBank genome assembly.
AUGGAGGAGGCAGCGCAGGCCGUGUCCUCCAUGCACCGCUGCAACGUCACGGGGGUCACGCAGAGGAUGAGAGAGAGUGGCGUUUGUUUUGACGAUGACAUCACUCACCACGGAGCCACCACUGACCUCGGCCUGAGAGAGCCUGAGUUUGUCACCAAGAGUGUGUCACCGAGUUUGUCCCACACUGACCCCAAUGUCCAACGGAUGUGA